Molecule: messenger RNA, 7132 nt
Organism: Monodelphis domestica (gray short-tailed opossum)
Lineage: Eukaryota; Metazoa; Chordata; Mammalia; Didelphimorphia; Didelphidae
Gene: FAM193B
Product: family with sequence similarity 193 member B
Cellular component (GO): nucleus; cytoplasm
Source: RefSeq, a predicted model, not a curated record
GGAGCAGCGGCUACGACGGCGGGAGCGGGGGCCCAGGGGCAGGCAGCAUGACGCGGCGGCGGAACAAGCCCAGCGGCAGCGGCAGCGGCGGCGGCGGCGGGGCCCGCAGGGAGAGGGCCGUGGGGCCGCCCCCGCCCCCGCCGCAGCCCGAGCCGCCCUGCCCCGCCACGGGCGCGGGACUCUCGGACGAGGCGGCGGCAGCUGGGCUGGGCUGCUGCGAGGAGCCCGUGCGCCCGGAGCCCGAGCUAGAGCUGGAGCCGGAGCCGGAGCCGGAGCCGGAGCCGAAGCUGGAGCUGGAGUUGGAGUUGGAGCCGGAGCAGGAGCAGGAACAGGGCCCGGCCCCUCAGGUUCUCCCUACUUCUAACCAGUCAGUGCAGACUUGCUGCUUGCUAUGUCAUCGGGAACGAAAGGACUGGGGAGGUCCCUCCCACAAUGGACUGGUCUCCUCUGGGGAGAGACUCCCACCUGACUUUGUGCCAACGCUUGUGCAGAACCUGCUGGGAGAGAUGCCUCUGUGGAUCUGCCAGAGCUGCAGAAAGAGCAUGGAGGAAGAGGAAAGGAGGGCCCUUCAAGAACAGCCCCUGGCGGUCUCAUUAUCACACACGUCCUGCAAGUCACAGUCUUGUGGGGGUGGCUCCCACUCCUCUUCCUCUUCUUCUUCUUCGUCAUCAUCGUCCUCCUCCUCCUCAUGCCAUGGGAACUCAGGGGACUGGGAUCCCAGCUCGUUCCUGUCUGCACACAAACUCUCAGGCCUCUGGAACUCCCAGCAGGCUGGCGGUACCAUGCAGGGCCCCUCGAUUGGGGACCCUCCUGCUGCACCUGGUGAGGCCUUCCACUCCUCUGAACAUCACCGGCACUCAGACCUCACCGCCCCCCCCAACAGUCCCACUGGCCAUCCCCCACCACCAGCAUCACUGAUCCCUGCUCACCCAGGACCCUUUGGAUCUCCACCCCAUGUCCACUUAACCCCUACAACCCAGGCAGCACCUUUCCCCACACCUGUCCCUAACAAUCAUGCUCCAGUGCCCAAGACACCUUCUGAGUCACCUACUGCUGCCACUGCUGCCCCACACAGCCCAGCACCAUGUAAGAGCCCUCACCUACCCUCUGCCAACAUGCCGCUUCUGAAGAUGCCUCCUCCACUCUCAGGGUGCAAUCACCCCUGCAACGGGCACUGCACUGGGUCUCUGGUCCCUCAAGCUGCCUCACAUCAGCUUCCCAGCACUAACAGAGACCCUGGGUGCAAGGGACACAAGUUUACAAAUGGUACUGGCUGCCACCCACCACAGUCUUGUGAAGCAGAUGAGGGACUGGGAGAGGAUGAGGACAGCAGCUCAGAACGAAGCUCCUGCACCUCAUCCUCCACUAAUCAGAAAGAUGGGAAGUUCUGUGAUUGCUGCUACUGCGAGUUCUUUGGACACAAUGCGCCCCCCGCUGCCCCGACAAGUCGCAACUACGCUGAAAUCCGAGAGAAGCUGCGCUCACGACUGACAAAGAGGAAAGAAGAGCUGCCCCAGAAAAUAGGCCUGGCAGGGAAUGGCCCAGGUGAACCAGCUGUGGACCAUCGAGAUGUGGAUGAGCUUUUGGACUACAUCAACAGUACUGAACCCAAACCUCUCAACAGUGCCAAGGCAGCCAAGCGAGCCCGUCACAAACUGAAAAAGAAGGAGAAAGAGAAAGCUCAGCUAGAAGCUGAGGGCUCUAAGCGUACUGAUCGCAGCUCCAUGGCUGGUCAGGGUGCAGAACCAACAGGGGAGAAGCUCUUGGAGUGGCCCCAGCUUGAACUUGAGCGCGUUAACAGCUUCUUGACCAGUCGAUUGCAGGAGAUCAAGAAUACCAUCAAGGAGUCCAUCCGAGCCAGCUUCAGUGUUUAUGACCUUAAUCUGGAUGUGAAUGACUUUCCUAAAAAGGCAGCCAUGCUGGAGCAGAGGGACCUGCUUUCCCGCCUCAAUGGUUCAUCUGACCUGCAGGAAAUUGGCCUAGAUCUCUCACCUUUGACUUUGGGUUCCUCCCAAAACCACACACUACACUCCCCCAGUGAGCUGGACCCAGUCCAAGAUGAGAGAAUUUCUCUUCCUCCACCCCCUGCCGCUGAGAAUGGGCUACUUAAAAGGCUUAGUGCUGUACCCAACCUCUCCCGGAUGAUCUGGGUUCAGUCCCCUAAAGUUGCUGACUCAGCCCCUGAAGGGCUGGGCCAAGACUUGAAGGAUGCAGUCUCCAUCAAUGGACCUGAGCUCCCUGAGCCCCCACCUGGAGGAGGGGGCAGGCAGAAGAAGAAUAAGAGGCAGAGCAGUCAAGCCAAGAAAAAUGAGAUAUGCACAGCACCUGGGCAUCAGGCUAAACUGGACAGUCCCCCCACCAAGGGACAGGCUUCAGGAGCCAGGCAACCAUCCAAGGGCCAAGAUCCCCCAGAAGGGCCUCGUGGGAGCCGCUCUGGUCAGAACUGGGCUUGGAGUGCCAAGGCCGAAAAAGGAAGCUUGUGGAGAAGCCGGAAGAACGAGGCCAAGGCAGACCGGCUGGAGCAGGAAUCCUUGCAGCUACCGAGCCCAGGGUAUGGGCCAUUUGGGAGCCCAGCUGGGCUGGGAGCCUCACCACAGACCAAGGGAAAGCACAGGAAGAACCGGAACAAGAUGGAGAAAUCUACCACUUCUCUGGAUGAUGUGUUCCUGCCCAAGGAUGUGGACGGAGUAGAGAUGGAUGAGACGGACCGGGAGGUGGAAUACUUCAAGAGGUUCUGCCUGGAUUCUGCAAAGCAGACGCGUCAAAAAGUGGCUGUGAACUGGACCAACUUCACCCUCAAGAAAAUCACUUCCAGCGCAGCUCAGUGAGGUGUGAUGGGGGCAGGGCAUUGUAUGCCUCUGGGUGUGCCACAUGGGGCCAGGGGGAGGAGAGGGAGGGCUUCUCCUCCCCGUUUACCCACUCCUCUUCCCUUGACAUUCUGCCUCACUGUGUCCUCUCUCCAGGAUGGCCCUGACUAUGGGAAGCCUCAUAUGCACACUUUUGGACUGGAAAGUUUGGCAUCCAGUGUAGCAUUCCUGCCUCCUCUCCCUUUCCUACUCCCCAUUGUGGCAUUGUUUCCCCUCUGCACAUCAGGACCCUUCCCAUCAUUUUGUGAACCUGAAGGCACAGGUAUUCUUCCUGCCCUUCCUUUCUUCUUUUGACUCCGAGCCCCACUUACUCUGGAUCUGUCUUUAGUGGUCAGGUGGGCAAGGAGUUAGGAGGAAAGGAGAUCAUGUCCUGUGCUCUAUUAGCCCAAGGUGUCUUGGCUUCUAAAGGACUCCUUUAAUGGGAUGUCUGAGGUCUUCCCUCUCCCAGCUGCCAAGGCCCCAAAGUUUAGACUCUGGUGGGUCCAGGUCCCUUUUGUCUUUUUCAUAUCUCAUUUUUGAUAAGAUGGGGGAGAAUAUUGACAGACCCAAGAGUUGGGGACCUUGGUCACGUCCUUUCUCUGUAUCAUACUCACAUUGACCCUCCCACUGGGUGUGUAGAAGGGCCAUGCUGGACCCAAUAAAAAAACUUUUUAAUUUUUUUAUUUUAUUUAAAAAAGGAUAUAAUUUUUGUUGUUUCUUAUUGUUUUUUCCAUGCCUUCCCUCCUACCUGGUCACUUUGUUCUCCUUUGCUCCAGUUUCCCUUUUCCAAGGGUUCUGGAGAUGCAUGGGAAAACUAGUCACUGGUCUUCCCAUACCUCCCUCCCACUAUAUGACCUUUUCCAGCACAAACUGGUAGAGAAUGAAGGCCCAGCUCCCCUCUGGAAUCUGGAUCCCUUGCUUCUCUUCUGCUGACAGAAUUUGUAGGGAGUAUGGAACCCCUUGGUGUUUAGUGUUCACUUCAUAUUCAGCUUGGACUCCAGGGGAAGGGCCUUCCUUGGAUUUUCUCCCAUAAACAGAGCACACCAGAUGCAAAGUAAUAGGAUACCUUAAGCAGAGCCAGCUUCUCUCUUCCACCCCAAGCCCAAGGAGUGUCUGGGUGGGGUAGAGACAUAAGAUUUAGAGCAGGAAGGAACCUUAGACUCUAGUUGAGCCCUCCUCAUUUUAUAGCCAAAGAUUGGGGAAGGAACUUCUCCAAGGUAAAACCAGGUAGUAAAUCAGAACUAGAGUAUAAACUCUUUGUUAUAGCAAGGAAGAGGGGCAUUAAAGAGAAAGGUGGGUUCUUGGGAUGUGAGGAGAGUUUUGUAGGGCACAGGGAGAUGUCAACAGGAUGGUUGAAAGCUGUCUGGAAAUGGGGAGCCGCUAUAGGAAGAAACUGUCUUGGCCCCCAGAUAGGCAGCCUUCUGGAAGCACCACACCCAUCCUACAUUGUUGUGGACUGAGAGAAUCUCCCUCCCAGGCAUGUCCUUCAGCUCUCUGGCCUCCAUGUUCAGCUGUCUGUCUGAGAGGUCAGAUUGUUGCAUUAAAGGCUGUAGCAGCUGUGUCAUUCAGGGCCUAGGGAAACUGACUGGAAAGGUCAGAAGGUUGGGAUUCUAUAUCUUGAGGGGGAACUCCUGGGACAAUGGUCUUCUUGUGAAACGUGGCACAGGGUCCAACCUGCUAUGUGCCUUGUCUUCCCACCUUUGUUGUGUCCUCUGCAGUGGGGAGUGGAGGGGAGGGGGAAUGGGAGUCAGGGCUGCACAGCUGCAUUCAGCAAUGGGAGCUGGACCAGGACCCUGAAAGACUAGCAGCUCUGGCAUGCUGUCCUCAGGAAUGGAGAGGGAACCUGCUCUCUCCUGUCCACAAAAGCCCUCCUCUUCUCUCCUCCAGUGAGGUUGGGAACCCUCCCAAGUACUAGCUAUAGGCAGUCAUUUUCAUUCUGGGAUAAGUAGUUCCAGGGAUCUCCCUCACUGCUCCUCCCCUUCUCUCCCCCUUCCCUUUAGGAGUGCCCUCUGAACCUCCCACCUUCCUCUGAAUGCAGAGAACACUUUCCAUCCCUUGAACACAAUCAUAAGAUCCAGAGCUGAAAUGGCCUCUAUAGGUCAUCUUCUAGUCUACCCCCUACAGUUCUCUUCACGUAUUUUACAGUAGCUGCUCAAGGUUAAAAUUGGUAAGUGGUACAGCCAGGAUUAGAACCUCCCAGGUUCCAACUAUAGACCCCAGGUCUAGUUCCCUUUUCACUACCCCAACCUAAGCCAGCUACUUUGGGCCUCUGACUUGACUUCCUGAACACAGAAGUGAAUAAACUUUGAGAGAUUCCCUAAAAGCUGAACAUUGACUUGCCAGAUACCCCUUUUUUUAAAAAAAUCCCUUUGUAGUAUGUUUUCAGUCCACUAACUAACUCCAACCCCUGAACCUUGUUCCAGAUUCUCUCCCUGGGAUGAACCCUGGAAUUUCCUAACUUCACCAUCGGUGGAGGGAGGAGCCUUUACAGAAUGCAGCAAGCAUGUUGGGUAUCAUUUUAGAAGGUUGUUGUUCCCUUGGUCAUUUUCCCAUUUGGGGGACCUAGACUGUCCACAGCCUCCUAAGCAUCCCUCUGGGCAAUCAAGAUUACCUGCUUUGUGCUUGAGUUGACUCAAGGUGUGGAAGGUUAUGGGGAAUUUAGUUUCCACAGGCAGAACAAAUACACUGAAGCUAUGGGGAGAGCCUUUCCUCAAAAGAGACAUGUACUUGCUGAUGAGACACAGUGCUUUAUGAAAUUCUCCACUUUUACAAACUGUUCCUUCCCUUCUGGCCCCUCUGCCUCACGUUCCCUUCCAGGAGGGUAUCAGGUAGGCAGGAUUAAGGAACAGAGAGGAGCAGAAAGACCACAGGCUCAGAAUUAUUGCUUUGACUUUUCUCCUGGUUUCCUUCUAACUCUACUCAUAUGCUUAUGGGAGCUGCUACCAUAUGCCCUAUUUUCCCCUGUGCUCUUUCUCUAACCUUUUCUCUUGGAUCUGUGGAGACAACAUUCCCAAACCAACCUUUAUGGGACAAGUUGGUUGGUUACCUUGUUGAGAUGAGUGGCCUAAUACUGGAUGGCAAGGGGAGUCUCCACUCCUUCCCUUUUCUUUUCUCUUUCCCCUUCCCCUCUGGCUUAAGUAUGGAGAGCUGAGCAGCCAGGUUUGUUACUACCAAGUGCUUACACUUGUCUGGAAAUGUCUGGGGCUGGGAAGAGGAGCAGGGGUCAAGGUAACAGAGAGCUGAGACACAGUAGAGAACAGAAAAAUCUCAGGGCCUUGAAGACCCAUAGCCAGAGGCUAUCUACCUGCUGGUGCUGGCUGCCUCAGAGGAAGAAUUCACAGGCCCCUUCUUCCCUCUGAGAAGAUAGGAGCCCAGCAUCCCACAUGAGGUGUUGGUUCUGCAACAGCCAGGGGGAGCCAAGGUGAUGGCAGGUGUCAUAGCACAAACUCUUGCCCUAAGGAGGACCAGCUCUGGGGCAAAAAUGAUCUUCUAUGCUCGUCCCAAGAAGUGGUUCCACUUUCCUUGAGACCUAGAACACCUUUUGAAUGUACCCACUGUACUCUGUCCUGUUCCUCUCUUCCCAGACAUGUGUUCUCCUUCCUGUGACUGGGGAAAUGGGCAUGGGGAUUGAAGGCAAUCCAGAUAUGCCGAUAAAUGUUUUGUAUUUCCUUUUGUAACUUAAGGAGUGGCAAUGGCAAGCAGGCCUGCUCCUGUUACCAUGGGGAUCACAGGGGUGGGGGUGGGGGUUGAGGUAGUAAAGGGGUUGGAACCAUUCCUGAUAUGUUAAAAGCCUAAACUAUGGAACAGGAAAAGAAGCUGGUUGUGUUAUCACCCUCUUUUUUCCCCAGCCCCUGCCUGGUCCACACUGAACUAUUCUCCAGGAUGGUCGUAGCUCUUGGGUAUUGGCUGAAUAUCUGGAGAGAAAGUACUUCCCCUCCCCCCCUCCUGCCCUCCUGGUGGCUGACAUUCAUACCUGGCCACUUGCCACUUGACCACCUAAGAACCCCUACCCCUGGAUGAACCAAAACCUGGAUUGACACUGAGCUGUGAUGGAAACAAACUCUGGAUCUUCGAAAAGCUGAUUUCUGGUGCUAGCCAGCCUCCACUCUUGAAGCCCGGACUGGGACGGGCUGCUCCCCCCAGGGCACUGUGGGGCAGAGGAGCUGGUAGAAUUGCCUGCCCAGCGCCUCUUUCUGUGUUUGGGUUUGUUUUUUUUUUUUUAAUUCUUUACUUUUGAUACUGUGAAGAUCUUUCAUGCUGAAAGAUUAAAUGACAUUUGGACACAG